AUCACGUGACCAAAUACCCCGCGCCAGUCCAAAACACAAAGCUGACGACUCGUUUACCGAACUAACGCAAUCUAUUUUCAUUUUCAAGAGCAGUUGGUUUACUGAAAAUCGCAUCUUUGGACUGGAUCAUGGCACAGUCUAAAGUGACGGAUUACUACAGUAGACGGAAGCUUAAUUCUUCAAUUAAAACAACAAAAAGGAGUGCUGGACGUCUGAAAUCUGGCGACAUCGAGAUCACCCCGACAAAACGCCCGAGAAGGACGGCUGCCCUCCCAGACACUCUCCCGGUGAAAACUGCAGCGUUCGGAUCUCGCCGCGGCACGGGUGAAGUUGAUCUCUCUUGUCAACUUCGUGCAUUCAAUAAGUCCAAAUCAGAAUCAAAUGCUGCUUUAGUAAGUAAUAUACUGACACGCACUUUCACAGGAACGACUGUUCAAGACAAGGAGAGAAAAGACAAUGUUGUUUCUCCUAAAUCUUCCUUCCCCGAAACGAGAAGAGAGUUGGAGAAGACGCCUCUCAAACGACAAGUAUCGGAUCCGGAGAGAGGAAACCCACCUCGAAGAAAAAGAACUAAAAUUAAUCUUGAGCAAGGUUCUGACAAAGGAGAUGUUUCAAGAUCAAGUACGAAAAGGGCAACUGCUGCAGUUCGAUCUAGCAGGAGGCGUCUUGAAACAACAUCAACAACAGAUUCUACUUCAAAAUCAGUCUCAGAAAAAAUUGAGGAUAAUGACCCAACUCAGAUGAAGGAAAUGCUAAGUGGAUGUGGAAAGUUAGCAGACCUUCAGGCGCGCCUUGCCCUUGUUAAGGAUACAGCAGCAGACAUCAGGAGACUCAAAGCCUCAAAACCUUUGCCAAAAGCAGUUCCAACGAUCGCAAAGAAAGAGCAGGAGAGUGUUCCAACAGUAGUUCCUGCAUUUGAACGUUACCGGCACCUGAUCCAGGCUGGUCCGUCAAGUCUUGCUCUUCCGUUCAGGUACAGAUCAUUAGAGGAAGUCUUCCGUUGCUCAGACACUGUUGUCAGCAUGCUGCAUAACCGGUCAGAGACCUGUACCUUCUCCAAGCUCAAGAGUGGCGUCCAGGAGAUGAGUCGCAAGAACUUUGAGUUAGAUCAUCUGAAACAGAUUAAGACAGUGUACCCAUCUGCAUAUGACAUGCACUGGAGAAAGAGCUUAUCACAACAAAAGAGCAACUCUAAAGAUGGCAAUGUUCAUCUUAUUCUUGAAGCUAACCUAGCAGACAUCCCAGUUGGAGAACCUCAAAACAAAGAUGAAGCUGGGGGUUCUUUGAUGAAAGACUUGAUGCAAGGUAAUAAGAACGGAAGUGCAUUGUUUGAGAAGUUCACUCCUUCGAUGCUCAUAGCCAGGAAAACACUCUUCCACAAUGGUUUAGUGGAGAUCGUCAAAUCACACCACAAGGAAUACCUGGCUAGCCUGACUCCACCAAUCACAUCAAUUCCUGAUAAUAAGCUUCAUCGAUGGCAUCCUAAGUUUCCAUUAGAUAAGAUCCCAGAGGUCCCAGCCUCAGACCUUCCAGAACCUCCAAAAGUUACGACCUUCAACACUGCAAAGGAUGUCCUGGACAAGGCUCGACAAAUGAUGGUUAACCCGAAGGUGACAAAAGCUCUGGAACAUGUCGCCAAGAAUUCUGAGCUGAAAGCUGCGGUUGAAGCCAAGCGAGAGGAUGAUGCGAAGAAGAACAAGACCCCACAACCAAAGAAAGAGAGCAAAGCUCUGAAAGGGGUCUCCAUGGAUCUUGUGAACAGAAUCAAAGCUAAAGAAGCCCGUAACACUGAGCUUGCCAUGAUGAGGAGCCCUGAGGAGGAAUCUAGGAUAGGAAGGUUGGAACGUCUUCCAGAACUCUGCAAGAUUCUUAGAGUAUUUUUUCUAGCAGAGAAGAAAGCAGCUUUGCCGAUUGACAGUAUUAUCCAGAAACUAAUGGAGAGCUAUCGAUCUGCCCUCUCAAGAGAUGAUCUUGAGAAGCACAUUGCUUUGAUGCUUGAGAUCCUUCCUGAUUGGCUGAAGAAGGUUGUUAUCCGCAAGGUAACCUACAUCAAGAUGGACAGAACAAAGGAACUUGGUCUGGUUAUCUCCGCCAUCAAUAAGGAGCUCAAGGAAGCUAAGAAAAUCAAGUAAAGAGAUUAUACAUCAUGAAACUAUGUACCAAAAUUUAUGUCUGCCAUCUGGCUUUUUUAAGUGGAAUAUCAUUACACGGACUCUAUCAAAAAAUGCAAUUCAUAGAAAAAAAUAUCCCAACCAUUUUCCAGACGAUAUAGAUUCUCACCUGUCUGCCACCUGGCUUCUACAAGUAGAAAAUGCAAUUCAUGAAGAAAAAUGUCCCAACCAUCUUUCAGAUGAAAGAUUCUCACUUGUCUGCCAUUUGGCUUCUUCAAGUGGAAUAUCAUUGCAGGGACUUUAUCUUUAAAAUGCAA
Molecule: messenger RNA, 2428 nt
Organism: Lytechinus variegatus (green sea urchin)
Lineage: Eukaryota; Metazoa; Echinodermata; Echinoidea; Temnopleuroida; Toxopneustidae
Gene: cdt1
Product: DNA replication factor Cdt1-like
Exons: 10
Coding region: 129-2132 (667 amino acids)
Biological process (GO): DNA replication checkpoint signaling; regulation of DNA-templated DNA replication initiation; mitotic cell cycle
Cellular component (GO): nucleus
Molecular function (GO): DNA binding; DNA polymerase binding
Source: RefSeq, a predicted model, not a curated record